CUGCAGCAGCAGCUACUUGGUUCCGCCGUGCGAUAGGCUUUCAGGGCCUCCCGCGACUGUCACGAAGGCUCCCCAGCACGGGUGGGAGAAAGAGGCCGCGCUCGCUGUGUUGGUCGUCGCGGCCAGCGGGAAGCCAGCGCGUUCUCGGAAGCCUAGGAGUCCGACUUACCAGGGCCAUGGCAGUCCCAGGUUGCAACAAGGACAGUGUCCGAGCAGGCUGUAAAAAAUGUGGCUACCCUGGUCACCUGACUUUUGAAUGCCGCAAUUUUCUCCGAGUGGACCCCAAAAGGGAUAUAGUCUUGGAUGUCAGCAGCACCAGCAGUGAAGAGAGUGAUGAGGAAAACGAAGAACUGAAUAAAUUACAGGCACUGCAAGAAAAAAGAGUAAAUGAAGAAGAGGAGAAGAAAAAAGCAAAAAGCAAAGAGAAAAUCAAGUUGAAAAAAAAAAGGAAAAGGUCUUACUCAUCCAGUUCCACUGAAGAGGACACUUCAAAACAAAAGAAACAAAAAUAUCAGAAGAAAGAAAAGAAAAAAGAGAAGAAGAAUAAGUCAAAAAAGGGGAAACAUCACAAAAAGGACAAAAAGAAGAGAAAAAAGGAAAAGCAUUCUUCUGCCCCUAAUAGUUCUGAAAUCUCCAAAAAGUAACUGAGACUUUGGCCUAAGCCAUUACAUUUAAAAAUUUGGUUUCAAAAAUUAUUUUACCUUCCUUGAAAUUUGCUAUAUAAUUAUGCUUUGCAAUAAAUCACAGCCUUUUCCAUGUAGACAUUUUUUCAUAUAUGGGACCAUUUUUGUCUGCCAAUAUUUUGAUACGUUAUGAUUAUAAAGUGCUGAAUCAGUCUUACUACUUGAUAGCCAUGCCCCAAAUAUGAAUAGUUGUGCAACAAAACUCACCAGUUUUGGUGUUUGUGUCUGUGUCUAGUGUUACUACUUUGUCAGUUGAUUGUAAACGGCUUUCCUACAGUCAACACAGGUAAUCUACCUAACAGUUAAUGAAUAUUGCUGAAUUAAGUAUCCACCUUCCAGUGAUAAAGUGAGGUAGCGGAUUAUGCUUUGCUCUUGACACUGAAAAAUUUAACAGCUUUAUAUCCUAUGAUAAUGUACAAAGAUAGUGAAAUUCUUCACUGCUGUUUUUAAAUCAGGCUUUUUUUGGGAAGUCAUAGGAGAUGAAGCUGCUUUAUUGGUCUUGACCAGAACUUUUUAAAUGAAUGGUGUCGGGCAGGAAGAUGAUAAUGAAAAUAUUUAUAACAAAAUUUCACUGUUUCCUGAAAUGCAGAGUUUCUAAUACCUGCCUCCUUUGUUUUUGUAACAAAAUAUUUCUUCCUUGUUUAAAAUUACAAGCCUAGUACAGCCUAUUUGUAAGUCUCACAGAGAUGAUACUGUGUUGGGCAAGAUUUUUAGGAUAGACUCCUGGGUGUUUUUACAAAUGUGCCAUAUUGGCACGUCUUAAAGAGAUACCUCAAACACAGAACUUUUUAUUUAGAAGGGUGACAGCUAAAUCUUCAUUAGAAUUGAUUUUUUAUUUUAAUCAGUAUGUAAAUUUUAUGAAGCUUGUUUCUAUGAGUAAUGUGGAAAAUUUUUAUAAAUGUAAACAUAUAUAUAUUUAUUUGUCUGAAAUAGUUUGUAGUUUUGAAGCAGGUUUCCACUGAAUUUAUGAUUCCGUAAAUGACCAGUUUGGGGUGUUUCUCUCUUUUACUUCAAUCAUAAACCUCAGGAGUAGUGACAAAAAUUUAGGAUUAAGAUUUUUAUUCUGUACUUUUUAAAAUUUUAAGAGCCAGGGAGUUACAUCAUGAAAGCCUUUAUAUAGCAAUGGAAAUUUUGUAUGAGUAAGCAUUUUCAAACACGUAUUAGCAGAUAUAAAUGUUUCUACAUUUUUAAUUUCACAAUGAUCAAUGUUACUUACUUUGCUUAGUACUUGGGUAUCCCUUAUGUCGAAUAGUUAAAUACUUACUGUUGUAGCAGCAUCAAAAGUCAACUGGUUAUCAUGGCACAGCACCAAAGAUUGUAAGUACCUCACUCUGGUGCAGGUAUAAAAUCUCAAAUUGGUGACCUACAGACGUGGCUGUAGGUGACGUCAUUAUGAUGAAAUCAGGUGAGUACACACAACCUCACAGGCUGGAAAGGUGUACUGAUUACUUCCUUCACCCAGCAUCCCUACCUGGCGUGACCUCAGUGAGACUGGGAGAGCCUCAUAACUCCUCUUAACAUACGCUUUCCAUGCUCAGAUUCUAGGGAAGAUACAUCCACGUCUGUAUCGUAGUAUUACAGCCAUGGAAGCUCUCACGCUUCUAGCUUUUCCGAAACAACUCAGUCCUGUGGCCUCCUUAGAAGUCCUUUUGUUUAAAUAGCUCAGUCAGCUGUUUGGAGAGAAACACAGAGCUCUAGGUUCUUAAGGGUAAUUUUUGCCUCUGCUGUAGUUGAUGUAUUUUGGGGAACUGGAUUUUAUGAAAAUAUAAUUCUUUGGUUAUCAGGAUGAAAUUAGUAAAAAUAAGUUUUUAAAAAAACUUUAAAAAAUGAUUAUAAAAUGCUAAUACAUGCAAAAAGAUGGUCUUACCCUAUUGAGUGUGUAACAUGAUUAAAAAUGAUCAUUGUAGUGACACAAUUAAUCCAGUUAUAUGUAAGUUUUACUUCUGUUAAUUUAGAGGUAAUAAAUUUGCUCAUCCAAUUUGUUUUCUGAAUGGUGACACAAUCAAUGACUCAGAGUCAUGUAAAAUUCAGCCUUCAUUAACCAAUAUAGUAUGCAAAUUAAAAGAUUUUAAUGCUCAGUAAUUUUUCCCCCCUGGAAAGCAUCUUGGAAUUAUUGAGUAAAUUUCCUAUAGCAUGAUAAUAGUUUAUGAAAGAUCUUGUCUGAAUAAAAGUCAUUUAUUUUUACUAAAGUAAUUGUCUUCUAAAGUGAUCUUGUUAUUAUUGUUGGGAUUGGAUGCAGAUCUCAAUAUUAUAGGAGAAAAUUAGUGGCAUUUCCUCUCAGGCAGUUUAUAGCAGAAGGAAAACUGAACUGAAUAGUAAAAAUCCAAAAGUUCUGGUCGUUCUAACUACCUGUGUGACCUUCAGCAAAGUCAUUGACCUUCUCUGGGCCUUGAUGUCUUUCAUCCAUAAAAUAUCGUACCAAAUUACCUCUGAGAUCCCUUCUAGCCCUGUAUUUACAACUCACUCUGCCAAAAAUUAUAUAGCCCUAGGUUGCCUUCAAUUAAACUAGAUUAAAGAGUUAUUAGUAAUAGUCUUGUUAAAUGCCACUGAGUCCUUUCCUGAGCAAACAUUUAUGGAGUGGCUGGCAUGGCAAACAGUGUGUUAAGUACCAGGGAUACAAAGAUAAUAAGACACAUUUGCUUCCCUGAAAAGAAUUCGCAGUUUCGUUGGUAGGAGAAACAGCAGAACUCAUCAUUACAUGUUAAGCACAGUACUUGUGUUUAUAGAAACACUGAGGGGUCCCUAACCUAGUCCAGAGAAGUUAGAAAAGGCUACCUAGAAAAAGUAUUACCUGAAGUGCAUUUUGAUAGAGGAUGAGUGGGAGUUACAGCAAUUCCAGACAGAAUGAGGGCUGUGAACAAAGCCCACAGUAGAAAAACGAGUGGGGGCAGGAGGGGAUGUCGAGAAUUACAAGCAUGUGUGAGGCAGGAAGUGGUAAGAAUUGAGACCACCACUCUAGGUUCUUAGGUCCCAGAGAAGGAAGGUUUAUGUUCCAUGUUUGGGAGCUUGGACUUUAUCUGUAAGGAAGAGACACCAUUAAGAGAGUUUUAAGGAAAGAGAUGAUUUGUUAGGGUUGGUUUCAUCCAUUUCAUAAUCCAAUUCUGCAGUUUUUAAAGGAUGAAAUUGCUCUCAUUAGAAGGCCACAUAGAAAGUAAUUUGAACCUUUUGUAUUCUAUUAUUUGGUCUCUUCAUCUAGACCCUCUUUUCUUUCUAAGAUCUGAUCAUUUCUAAAAAUUACAGCGACUGAAGUCUUCGAAAAAGCUCCUGUAGUCUUUAUCAGACCCGUUCCCAGAAUUAUAUGCGUAUGUACGCAAUUUGAAACGUGUUUGCUUUUAAUUUUAUUCUAGGUUAUUUUUGACUGACUUAAAAUAUAUUCUGUGCUAUAUUAGUAUUUUCAGUCCAAAUAAAUCAUUUAAAAUAUAUUUUUCAAUGCACAGACUGUCAUAAUUUGAUAAGGCUUCAAUAUUUUGUCUCUAUAUUAGGAAUAUUACGAAGCACAACUGCUUCACAGUCACAGAGACACAUAUCAGCUGGUCCACCAGAUGAGCCCUGUCGCUCUCCCUCAGAUAACCUGGCUCAGCAGGGAGUGCUCCAAGGACCCCAACUGAUGUUUGUACUGAGAUUCAGUUUUCCUGGGCAGAUGGCAUCCAAGAACGGUAGGGUUUUUUUAUGUCAGCUUGACGAUAAUUUCACUUGCAAAGCCCAGGGUCUUCAGACUACAUUUGUAUCCUCCCAAUUCCUCCAAAACUUUGCAGAGUGCCAGAGAAUUGGGUUGCCUCUCCCAGAAGCACAACGCAUGGUGCAUCCAGCCCUGCCCAGCCCUACUUCGCCUGUCCCACCAGUUAGGAAGAGUCUGGGGGACUAGGAGCAUUUUGCUGGCCCCGAGUCUCUAAGUUUCCUGCUUCUUGUAUCAUUUAUGGCAUCUGCUCUUGCCCUUGAGCAGCAAGAGUAGACUGUGCCAGUGCCUUAACUAAAUUCUGCCAGCCUAGAUUUUCACCAGAGGUAACAUCUCAUUAGUAAGAAUUAUUAAUAUGUGUAUCAAGGUAGCCAAUUUUCUGGAAUUGAUUUGUUUUUCAUCAAAGCUGUAUAAAAGAUCAAGCACCCACAAAUGCUUUAUGUGAUUUUUCACAAAAAUAAAUAAAAAUUCUUUGCUUUUAUAAUCACAUAAAAUGUCAUUUUUGUAAUGGAAAUGUUUUAACCUUCAGACUUCACACACCGAGAAAUUUUAAUAUUUAAACAUUGGCAAAACUGUGGUCUUUUUGAAUGUGAAAUCCAACACAGGCAGAAGGAUGUUGCAAUAAUGAUCUGGAACUAUGUUGUCAAUUUAGUCACAUGUGGCUAAUUAAACUUAGAUUGUUUAAGUGAAAAUGUAUUUCUUCAGUUGCACUAGCCACAUUUCAAGUGUCCAGUAGCCACAGGUGGCUAGUGGCUACUGUGUCACAGCACAGAUACAGAAAGAACAUUUCCAUCAUCACAGAAACUCCUACUGGACAGUACUAGAAUCUUCAGUUCUUGGUAAAAACUUUGACAGCUUGAUGAUCAAAAGUUUCUAACCCUGAGCUUUGCAUGCCUGAGAGCAAUAAGACAUAGCUUUUUUUUCUCCCCUCAGCUGACCAGAAAAGCUGUAUUUGGCACAUUUUGAAAGGCUAGUCUUCCAGCUACAGAAAUUGUACAACACGGUAGAUGUGUUAAGGAGAGCCAGCUUAAAAUUAAUCCUUUUUUCCUGCUGAAUUCCAUUAUAAGAUCAGGUCUGUGUUGCUAUAGCAGAAUCACAUUUGUGAAUAAAAAUCUUUUAAAACAAUUAUAAUUUGCAAACACUGUAGUUUACUUCUAGAGGUCUAAGAUAUUACUGCAGUAGCUUAGAUGGGACUGGAGAACUUACUUGGUUUAUAAAUUUCAUCAUAGAGAUUCCUUAGGAACUUUAUCAGUGAACGAUUUUUGUUAUGGUUAUCCUUUGGUAUGCAGAAAGUAUCUAUCAUGCAGAUUAUACAUUAUAUGUUUUGUUAUUGAAUGUUAGCUUUCAUAAAGGCAAUAAUAUAAUUUGUGUGCUAAGCAAGUCCUCUAAAAAAGGCAUGGGUUGACUUCUAAGAGACUUAACAACGUGCCUUAAGAAACUUCUGGUUUAUAAGGCCACCCACCCUGAGAUUUACCUGAGAUUUAUCCAGUACCAUCCCAUCUCUUCUAAAAAAUAACUGCCUCUAAGUAUGAAAAACUUGUGAAAUUCUAGUAAUGUGAUAUAAUUUCAUUGUUCCUCACUGACAUAGGUUUGCUUAUCUGUUAUUGAUAAAUUCUAUGGUUUCUCUUGAAGUAUUAGUAUAGUUUCUUAAUUAGCAAAUAAAAGUAAACUUACGCACAUGGAAAUCUAUCAGAAACGUUAGUGGGUGUUUAAUAAAUGAAUUGAUCAAAA
Molecule: messenger RNA, 6090 nt
Organism: Vicugna pacos (alpaca)
Lineage: Eukaryota; Metazoa; Chordata; Mammalia; Artiodactyla; Camelidae
Gene: SREK1IP1
Product: SREK1 interacting protein 1
Molecular function (GO): nucleic acid binding; zinc ion binding
Source: RefSeq, a predicted model, not a curated record